AUGGUUAAGGUUGCUGAAGCUGAUCGUCGAGCAAGGGGGGGAGUGGAGCCUCUGAUGACAAUGGGCAAAGGAAGUAGUGAAAAAGGAACUAUAGCUAUAGAGGAGAUUUGCGAUGGUUGGCAGAGUCAAAGGGAAGAUUUUGAGAUUGUUGUGAUGCUAUGGUUGCUGCGAAAGUGGUAUGACAGUGCCGAGUUGGAGAAGAGUUCGAAGGAUUCAUUAUAUCACUACGAUAUUGAUAACGGGAGAAAGGUACAAACUGAUGAGGUAUAUGGUGAUAUUGCAAGAAAGUUUAUUGAUGAUAGCUUGAUUUAUGUUCAAGAAGAAGGUAAUAUUUCCCAAAAAAUCCCAGUGAUGGUUUCUCCAGCGGAUGUUCUUUAUUUGGGGAAUGGGUGUGUCAAUGUCAGUGCUCAUUCUGGUGAUUUUCUUCUUUCAAGGGUGGGAGUGUCAAUAUCCAUACUAGUUCUGGGUCUAAUGGUCCACGGGGAGAAUAGACAUUUGCGGUGUCUGGGUGAACCUGGUUCAGGUUUAUUAGGUGUUCCACUUAUUACUGCCUAUGAUCCAAUAUUCAAAAUUGAUGAUAGAUGUCCCAUAAUUAAUGUUGGUCUAAUGAACUCUGAUGCUGUGACCACUGAGACAAUAGUGAGCUUUAAGGGUGAAAGGAAUAGAUGA
Ilex paraguariensis (yerba mate) is the source of this 669-nucleotide messenger RNA. The record is from the annotation of a GenBank genome assembly. Lineage: Eukaryota; Viridiplantae; Streptophyta; Magnoliopsida; Aquifoliales; Aquifoliaceae.